CAUUCUUCUUCCUUGGAGUUGGGGGGCAUAGCUCUCUCACAUUUUGGCCAUAUUUCUCUUUCAAACAUUAUGGGCUCACUAGGCCCGACGCGUGCCAUGAAUGGCAACCCGGUUGGAAAUGGCAGUGCGCCUGUUAAUGGGGACUCUCCAGCAGCACCAAAUGGAGGGCAUUUGGAGCCUAUUGCCAUGGUGGGCAUGAGUUGCCGGCUCUCCGGAGACGCAUCAGACACGCAAAAGCUGUGGGAACUGCUCAUUAAGGGUCGUUCGGCGUGGUCAAAGACGCCCAAGGAUCGAUUCAACCAAGAGGCUUUUCAUGAUCCCUCUGCUGAAGGCAAGCCCGGAAGGACAAGUACAGACGGUGGACAUUUUCUGAAAGAUGAUGUUAAAGCCUUUGACGCCUCCUUCUUUGGAGUCAACCCGAUAGAGGCAACGGCCAUGGACCCUCAACAGAGACUGCUUCUUGAAAUUGCCUAUGAGGCUUUUGAAAAUGCCGGCCUCACCCUUGAACAAUUGUCAGGGUCCAACACUGGUGUCUAUGUCGGCCAGUGGGCCUCGGACUACCAGGAGAUGCUCCUCAGAGAUAUCGACUUUCCGCCUAUUUACCAGGCCAGCGGCGUUGGAGCGGCCAUUUCCUCCAAUCGUGUUUCCUACUGUUUCAACCUACACGGCCCCAGUCUCACCCUCGACACCGGCUGCUCAGCCAGUUUGGUAGCCCUUCAUCAGGCCGUGCACAGUCUCCGCGCAGGCGAGACGGAUACAUGCUUCGUGGCGGGCGUCAAUCUCCAACUCGACCCGCAGCGAUAUGGCUAUCAAAACAAGCUAAGUAUGUUCUCUAAACAAGGCAAGUCGUACACAUUUGACCACCGCGCCAAAGAGGCCAGUGGCUACGGCAGAGGUGAAGGGUGCUCGGGGGUCGUCCUUAUGCCCCUUUCACAGGCCCAGAAGCAGGGUUUUCCAAUCCGCGCUAUUAUCCGAAACUCGGUAGCUAAUCAGGAUGGAAAGACAAACGGAAUCACUGUCCCAAGUGCUGCAGCGCAAUCCGCUGCCAUUGAGAAGGCCUACGCUCAGGUCGGCCUGGUGCCGUACGCAGACUAUGUCGAGGCCCACGGGACGGGCACCGCAGUUGGCGAUCCCAUCGAGGCCCGGGCGAUCGCCAAGGUCCUCGGUGCUGGUCGAGAGUCGGAUUCGCCCCUGCCCAUCGGCUCCCUCAAGGCCAAUAUUGGUCAUACUGAGAGCGCAGCCGGCCUCACCGGUCUCAUCAAGGCCGUUUUGAUGCUCGAACACAACAUGAUUCCGCCUCAGAUCAACUUCGAGAAGCCGAACCCGGAGAUUGACCUGGACGCCCUCAAUCUUAGAAUCCCAACAACUCUCGAGUCUAGGCCGCUCAAGAGAAUUUCGGUGAAUAGCUUCGGCUACGGCGGAACCAACGCCCACGUCGUUGUAGACGCCGCCGCGGACGUCGCCCCGGUGAAGCCGACAAGCCAGAGCAAUGGGAUUCCAACCACCCAUGAUCAUCAUGUGCCUGAAGGUGCACCCAGGGCUAAAGAACGGCUCUUUGUUCUCAGCGCUGCCAGCGAGAAGUCGUGCCAAGAUAUGGCAUCCAAAGUGGCCAAGUAUCUCGAGAGCCAGGCGGAUUCGGCUGACGCGGACGCAUUGUUGAGCCGCCUUGCAUACACCCUGAGUAGGAGGUCUGUCAUGGCGAACAGGGUCGGAGUUGUUGCCUCUGACUUGAAUGACCUGGUUGCGCAGCUGACCAAACUGUCCACCGAAGCCAUCCCCCGUGCCGACCACCAGACGACCCCUCGCAUCGGCUUCGUUUUCAGCGGCCAAGGUGCCCAGUAUCCUCGAAUGGGCCAGAGCCUGCUAGGUACAUGGCCAACUUUCACGGCCAGUAUGAAGCGGGCAGCUGCAUGCAUGCAGGCAUGCGGAAGCUCGUGGGACCUGCUUGAGGAGCUGCUCAAGGAGCCCGCAGAGAGCCGAAUGGAGGAUCCGUGUAUCGCACAGCCCAUAUCCACGGCGGUUCAAAUCUCUCUCGUGGACGCCCUCAAGGAUCUGGGGGUAGUUCCGAGCGCUGUGAUAGGCCAUUCUAGCGGCGAGAUUGCUGCCGCGUACUGCGCCGAAGCCAUCUCGUUCGAGGAUGCCAUGACGGUGGCAUAUCACCGUGGUCGGCUAACCGGCGAUCUGAAAAAGGAAAACAAGGGCAAGGCCGGCGCCAUGAUAGCUGUCGGGGCAUCAGCGACGACUGUUAAGCAGUCCAUCGACCAGCUGGGUGCUGCUGCUUCCAGUAGGAUAGCCAUUGCCUGCUUCAACAGCCCUGAGAGCGUGACAGUAUCUGGAGAUGAAGAUGUCAUUAACUCCUUAAAGCAGCGACUAGACAAGCAGGAUGUCUGGAAUCGACUUCUCCGUACCGGGGGAGCUGCCUACCACUCGCCUCAGAUGCUCCAAGUUGCUGAAAAAUACCACGAGGCUCUGAAGGAUGUAUCCGGCGGCGUGCCUGUAUCCAAUAUCAGCAUGGCCUCCUCUGUCACGGGCGAGGAUCUCGCAGACAAGCCCAUCACCCGGGACUACUGGGUGCACAAUCUGGUCUCGCCUGUCCGCUUCACGGACGCUUUGAAGAAGAUGUGCGUGGGAGAAAGUGGCACGCGCAGGGUCGACUUGCUUCUUGAGCUGGGAUCCCACUUCCAGCUGGAAGGUCCCAUCAAGCAGACCGUGAGGACUUUCACCGGACAGGCGGCCAAGAUUCAUUAUGCUGGGUCUCUAAAGCGCGGUGAGGAUGCCCAGCUCCGCCUGUUGGAGAUGCUCCGGUCCUUGUAUUUGGAAAGACUCCCCGUCGCCUUUUGGAAGGCCAAUGCUGGUUUCGAAACGGCCCCUAAACUCCUGACGGAUCUUCCCCCUUAUCCGUUCGACCACUCCAAGACGUACUGGCACGAGAGUCGGGUAUCCAAGGCGUACAAACAUCGUGCAUUCCUCCCCCAUGAGCUCCUGGGCAGCCUCAUCCAUGACAACAAUCCCCAGGAGCCCAGAUGGCGUUGCUUCCUCAACCUGAAAGACGUCCCCUGGCUGAGUGGCCACAUUAUCCAGGGGCAGACCAUUUUCCCAGCCACGGCAUACCUCGCCAUGGUCUUUCAAGCGGCACGACAAGACACGGCUAUGCGGAAUCCCCAAGCAACGAUUAACCGGUUUAUCCUCCGGAACGUCAACAUGUCACAGGCGCUGGUCAUGGAGAAUAACAAGCCCGACUUGGAGAUCAGCCUGUCGCUUCGGCCCCAGGCAGUGUCGGCGAGGAAGUCGUCCCAGCUAUGGCAAGAGUUCCGUAUCUUCAGCACAUCCGCCGACGACGUUUGGACCGAGCAUUGCCGCGGUCUUGUACAGGUUGUCCUCAAGUCGGAGUCUGCCACCCAGGAUGACGGUAUUGUCCCUACCCGGGUCACGCUGCCACCGCACGCCCAACACAUUCAAGCCAAGCAGUUCUACCACAGGGCAAGAGAUAUUGGCGUCAACUGGAGCGCGCCGUUUGACAACCUGACUGAUAUCAAGAUCGCUUCCGGGGCGUGCAUCGCAGACUCGUCGUUUGUGGCCGGUGCCGGUGCCUCUGAGACAGACUACACCAUCCACCCCGGCGUCAUGGACGCUGUCCUGUACCACGGUAUGAUGGGUGUCCUCAUCUUUGAUGAAAAUGACAAGUCCCCCGUUGUGCCCACUUUCAUCGAGAAGAUGAUUGUGGCCGAGCAAGACCGGGCCAAGCCGAUUCAAGAGGUGACAUGUCACGCCACCCGGACCGAGAGUGCGCUUACCUUUGACAUUGGCAUUUUUGAGAAACAGAACGAGGAAAACAUGGUCCUGCAGGCCUGGGGAGUGGUUGCGACCAAGUUGCCAGACGUUUUCAUCGGCGAAGGUCGCAAACGAGACUUGUGCCACGUUCCGGACUGGGUGACUUACAUGCCCAAGACUACCCAGAAGCACAUUGAUGACAUGUGCAAAAAGUCGCUCGAAGAAAGGUCCAUCAUCCCAGAAAUCAAGGCUUUGGAGGCCCUAACUGUGAACUACGUCAAGCGUGCCCUGGCCUCCACACCGGCAGAUGAGGUAGCCGAAGGAUACCAGCGCAACUGGUUUGAAUGGAUGAAGACACUCGCCGACCAGGAGCCUGAUCCAGCCUUCCUCAAAGCAGGAGAGGCAGAUGGCAGCGUUUCCGCAGAGGUCGCGCGGCGUCUGGGGCCACGCUUGAGCGAGAUCCUGCGAGGAACUACUCAUCCCCUGGACAUCCUGAACGAAGAUAACCUGCUGAGCGGACUCUACCUGGAAGGUGGCAACGCUCGCUGUAUUGCGCAGAUGGCCGCGUACAUGGGCGAGCUGGGUCGUCUGAAUCCCAAUAUGAAGAUUAUCGAGGUUGGCGCCGGCACCGGAUCAGCCACCUUGCCCGUCCUGCAGGCUCUGCAAGCCCCGAACAGAGUGCUGGCGUCCGGGUACGAUUUCACCGAUAUAUCACCAGGAUUUUUCCCGGCCGCACGAGAGCUGCUCUCUGACUUUGAAAACAUUAUGCAGUAUAAGAUCUUGAAUGUCGAGAAGACAGCCGAGGAAAACGGCUUUGAGCCCAACAGCUACGAUGUCCUUAUCGCUUCCAACGUUCUCCACGCUACUCCUUGUAUCGACGUCGUCCUGGAAAACGUCAGGUCGCUGCUUCGCCCCGGCGGUAAGUUGAUCCUGAUGGAGCCUACCGAGAAUCUUCCCCACUACGGUCUUGUUUUUGGCUCGCUUGCUGGUUGGUGGGCCGGGGUCGACGAGGGCCGGACCCUCUCGCCUAUGCUUUCCCGCUCCGCAUGGAUCCAGAAGCUUUCAAAGAAUGGCUUCGUCCAAAAUGAAGCGGUCUUCGAGGACUACCCUGUGGCCGAUGGCGGCUCCAUUUCUGUCUUUGUGUCUGAAGUCCCGGUCCCGGCCCCUUCGGCAGCGCCCCUGGAUGUUGAAAUUGUAUCGUUUUCUGGAGAGGGUCUUGACUCGAGCUUCACGGAGAAGCUUCAGAAGAAGCUCUGGGACCGCUCAGUGGAGGCCUGUGUUGCCUCCCCACCCGUCUCCGAAGACAAGAUUAGCAUCAUUAUGCCCGACGUCUGCGAGCGUGUGGCCUGGGACAUGGAUGGCCCGCUCUUCGACUCGAUCAAGGCUCGGGUCGCUAGCUCUAAGGUCGUCGUGUUCGUAAUGUGCACGGCUAAAGAGAAAGAAAAGCGACCCAGUGGUGACUGGAUCUACGGGUUCUGCCGAUCGAUCCGCUAUGAGUACGUCUCUGUACGCCUAGUUAGUCUUGAGCUCGAAGGCGGAUUGGAGGCCGGCGUUGAAGCCCUGUCAACUAUUUUGAACAGCCCGACGGCUGACAUGAGCCUUCCCAUCGACGAGGUUGAGCUUGAAUACAUGGAAAGGGGGGGGCAGCUCUACGUUUCCCGUGUUCGUUCGGAGCCGAGCUUUGACAGCUACGUUAGCCGGGAUCUGGGCAGGUCGGUCUCCGAGGAGGCUCCAUUUCUCAACGACAGAGCCAUGUCGGCAGAGCUGGGCGUUCCAGGCGUGCUCGACACCCUCCGCUGGGCGGACAAUCCCGAAAUUUCCGGGCCAGUGGAUCCCGAUUGUGUUAGGCUGCAGCUUUGCGCCGCCAGCAUCAACUUCAAGGAUGUGCUGGUUGCCUCGGGCCAGCUGGAGGGCAUCACCCAGAUGCGCAAUGACUGCAGCGGUAUCGUGCUCGAGGUCGGAGCCAACAUGACCAGCAAGUUCAAGCCCGGAGACCGCGUCUGCUCUCUGUAUUCCCAGUCAUUCACAAACUACCCCAUGGUCCACGGCUUGUGCUGCCAUGUGAUACCCCAGGAUAUGGACUUUGCAGACGCGGCUUCGAUACCCCUUGUCUGGUGCACUGUCUACUACUGCUUGGUCACUAUUGCCAGGCUGCAAAAAGGGGAGAGUAUCCUCAUCCACUCGGCUGCCGGCGCGGUCGGACAAGCAUCGAUUAUGCUGGCACGUCAUCUCGGCGCCGAGAUAUUUGUUACAUGCGGAAACGAGGCCAAGGUGGAACUGCUCAACACUGAGUUUAACAUCCCGAGGGAUCACAUCUUCUCCAGCCGUACCACGGCCUUCCGCGACAAGAUCCACGCCAUGACCAACGGCGACGGAGUGGACGUUGUCCUUAAUUCUCUCGGAGGAGAAAUGUUCCGCGAGUCGUGCAACACACUGGCAGCACAUGGUCGGUUCGUCGAGAUUGGGCGCAAGGAUCUCAUGGAGAACGCCCUAAUGCCCAUGGAGUUCCUGCUGAAUAACAUCACUUUCGCCUACGUUGACUUUGCGCACAUUCUUGCGACCAAGACGAGGCUGGCGUCCCAGCUUCUGGGGGAUGUGAUGAAGCUCUUCGCCUCCGGAGCCGUGCAGCAUGUGCGACAGAUCAAAUAUCCGAUUUCGGAGAUGGCAGCUGCGUUCCGUCUGAUUCAAGCUGGCAAACACACGGGUAAAGUUGUCUUGACCGUGGAGCCCGAGGUUAAGGUCCAGGUUGUCCCAUCAAAGCCUCCAUCCGUUCAGCUCAGCUCAGAGGCGACCUACAUUGUGGUCGGAGGCUUAGGAGGCCUGGGCAAGCGGCUCGUCGACUGGACUGCAGAGAAAGGAGCUCGCCAUAUUUGCAUCUUCUCCAGGACUGCUCAGCCCGACUCGGAUACUCAGAGCUUCCUGGACAAACUAGCAUCUAUAAGAGUCAAGGUCCGUGUCGAAAAGUGCGACGUGAGUUCGGAGGAAUCAUUGAAGAAAGCCGUGGCCACGAUUCAGGAAACCAUGCCCCCGAUCCGCGGAUUAUUCCAAGCUGCCAUGGUCCUGCAAGAUGUCUUGCUGGAAGACAUGACGGUUGAGCAGUGGUGCAAAGUCACGGCCCCCAAGGUACAAGGCACAUGGAACCUGCACAAGCUUCUGCCCGAUGACAUGGACUUUUUCAUUAUGCUGUCGUCGGUAGUAUCCAUGGUUGGGACUGUUGGAGCUAGCAAUUACGCUUCGUCAUGCGCCUUCCAGGAUGGCAUCGCUCGCUACCGCCGGCGGCUGGGCCUGCCGGCCUACUCGGUCAAUAUCGGCGCCAUUGUCGAAGCCGGCUACGUCAGUGAGAAUCCAGAGGUCGCUGUCAACCUCCGAAAGAACGGGCUUGGCAGCGUUGCCAUUUCCGAGUUCUUAUCCCAUCUCGGCGACAUUAUUCAACACAAGACGGAAUACACCCAGUCAUCGCUCGGCAUACUGCCCAACGGUACGGAGCGCGGCCUCGGAGAAGCGCGCUGGGCAAAUGACAGGAGGCUUGCCCAGAUUUUUGGAUCGGAGAGUCAGGCCGGCAGCAAGGCAGUUGGUGGUGGUGCUGACAAUGUUGGCUUCGUGCUCCAGGCUGCAACGACGUUCCAUGAGGCCCAGGAUAUCGUCUGCAAGGCCAUUGUCAAGCAACUGGCAACCAUCCUCGCCAUAGACGCCAGCGACAUCAUCCCUGCUCGGAGUCUGGACUCGUAUGGUCUGGACUCGCUGGUCGGUGUCGAGUUGAGAAACUGGAUCGGUGCCUAUCUACAAGUCAACCUGCCUCUGUUGGUCAUGUGGAAUACUAGCAGCAUCAAUGAGCUGGCCGAGAUUGUGACCAAGGGAUCCAGACUCGUCAAGGUGAAGUCGGAGGAGGAGGAGGCGGAGGAGGAGGAGGAGGAGGUUGAGGCAGCUAAAGAAGAAUGAAAAAGUGGGUGGGUAUACGAAAGGUGUGUUGAUUGAUCUGCUAUAUUACUGUUAUGUUAGACUACAUACAUUUGACUCCAUGCUUGAGGUUUCCUCAUGAACUUUUGCUACACUAUGCUAUGUUAUUCUCCCAGCUGCAGACUACCCUUCGAGCGACUGCCAGCCCAUACUUGCACCACGCUACAUUUCUCUUUGCUCCCAAAAGACAAAUGAUACUUACUGCAGCGGGAGUUGCAGGGGGCUUAGAAGGCUUCUAAACCAAAAAAAGGAUUCCCUAAAUUUGAAUGCUUCCAUAGGCUCGAAGGCUUCUAAGGUGGAGAAG
Molecule: messenger RNA, 8032 nt
Organism: Hyaloscypha bicolor E
Lineage: Eukaryota; Fungi; Ascomycota; Leotiomycetes; Helotiales; Hyaloscyphaceae
Product: BcPKS11, polyketide synthase
Exons: 4
Coding region: 70-7710 (2546 amino acids)
Biological process (GO): secondary metabolite biosynthetic process; fatty acid biosynthetic process
Molecular function (GO): phosphopantetheine binding; fatty acid synthase activity; 3-oxoacyl-[acyl-carrier-protein] synthase activity
Source: RefSeq, a predicted model, not a curated record